AUGUCUAUUAGGGAUAUUCGGGAACCGGCAAACGCCAAAGUUGACAACGGCAGUAUCGUGUUUGUCCACGGCUUGCAUGGCGAUCACGCACCGUGGACAUCCGAAGCGAAUGUCUUCUGGCCCGAAAAACUCCUCCCAGCCAAGGUAUCCGACGCAUGUAUCCUGUCCUUUGAAUAUCAGGCAGCAAUCGGUUCUUUCUUCGACGAUGACAACGGAAUUACUGACAUUUCCAACGACUUAAUCAACGAGCUGAUGGAUCAUCGAACGGAGAAACAAAAGGUUCCCCAGUCUCGCUCUCCUUGUGCCCCUCUGAUCCAUCAGGAAGAACGACCGAUCAUUUUUGUUGCACAUUGCCUCGGUGGCACGGUUUUGGAGAACGCGCUAGUACGAGCUGCCGAACAUCCCAGGAAAAAAGAGCUCAUUGGCUGUGUCCACGGUAUAUUACUGCUAGGGACACCACAUUUCCAGGCUGGAUCGCUGGCGGACGCCACAAAGUAUUUCCAAGUGGCUCAGGAGGAGAUUCCGAGUGAGUCGGACUUGAAAGACAUGUUACAGCGGCUCAUCGCUAUCCCCCUGGCCUUUGCCGGCCUCAAGCAAGCCGGUGCUAGGUUCGAGAUGGAGGGUUUCUACGCCGGAGCCGGCACCAAGCUGGGCGGCAAGGACGUGAAGAUCGUCGAUGAGGCGUUGGCCCGAAGCCCAGGAGCUCCUCACCCGGAGCGGCUGGCCCGCAAUCAACUACGAUUGAGCCAGUAUGACGCCGAGGAUGAAAAGGACUUCAAGAAGGUGUUGCGUGUUCUUACUCAAUGGGUAUCCAAGAUUGUUCUUCCGGAGGAGGAUAAAGGGGCGCAAAAUGUGUCACAUGCGACAUUUUCAGGAUCCCACAAUUCCGGUUUGCAGCUUGGGCAGAAUGUAGGCACCCUGAAGGGGUUCAGCUUUGGAAGAAGUUAG
Molecule: messenger RNA, 948 nt
Organism: Penicillium longicatenatum
Lineage: Eukaryota; Fungi; Ascomycota; Eurotiomycetes; Eurotiales; Aspergillaceae
Exons: 4
Coding region: 1-948 (315 amino acids)
Source: RefSeq, a predicted model, not a curated record